UCAUGGCGUGUUAUUAUUCGUUGUCGUUGUCAGAUUUGUUUUUUGCUUUGCUUUUCAGUAUCAGUAUUGCUGUGGUCAUUGGUCAGUAAAUAAUACUUCGCGUGUGUUUUAGCAUAGAAUUUACAAUUUAUAAAAAUGCCUAAAUACUAUUGUGAUUAUUGUGACACAUAUUUAACACACGAUUCACCGAGUGUCAGAAAAACACAUUGCACGGGAAGAAAACAUAAAGACAAUGUUAAAUUUUAUUAUCAAAAGUGGAUGGAAGAACAAGCUCAACAUCUCAUCGACGCUACAACAGCGGCGUUCAAAGCUGGUAAGAUAGCACAGAAUCCAUUUAAUAAAGGAGCUGCUAUUCCACCGCCUUGGGAUCCCAGUGUAAUGGGUCCAGGUGGUCCUAGACCGCCAGUGCCAGCACCAGGAGGUCCACCAGGGAUGCUGCCUCCUCCAUCGAUGGGUCCUGGAGGCCCGAUGGCACCACCGAUGAUGAUGGGACCACACGGCCCUAUGCCACCUAUGAUGGGCAUGAGACCACCUAUGAUGGGGCCAAUAAUGGGGCCAAUGGGUCCUAUGGGACCUAUGGGUCAAAUGCGACCACCUCUAAUGAAUGGACCACCUAUGAACAAAUAGUGACAUCUAAUAGUUUUUGAAAAAGACUGGGAAUAAUCCAUUAUAGGCCACAGUGUUACAUCAGUGUUUUACCGAUAAGUUUGAGGUUAUAACAGUUUAUUUAUUUUAAGUAUUUAUACUAAUAUUUAAUUGAAUUGCUGUGUGUAUUUUGUAGCACAAAUUAAAUAGCUGCUACCAAAACUCCUUUUCUCAACGAACUAAAUUGUAACUAAUGAAUGAAAAAAUACCAUUUCUGAUUACUGUAAUCAGAAAUGGUAUUUUCUUGGUUGCCUUGACUGUGUAUUAUUGUCGUACAUAAGCUGCAGCAGCUACAACUUUUUUGAUUGCCUUUGAUAAUAGUAUGGUAUUUUAAAAAAAAUGUUUCACAUUGUACAUUAUAUUUAUUAGAUAUUCCCAUAGGCUCUAGGCUGAGCCAAUGUUAAACAAAAUGUUCAUGUCCUAGAUAAGACAACGUAAUGUUUGUAUUGAAAUAAUACAAUUCCUCUUGCAGAGUAUAAGUGAUACGUUUUACGUAAAUAUAUGUAGAUAUUCUAAGCAAAACUGUUCAUGAUCACAUUACUACAUUAUUUUCUAAUAGAAUAAAAUUGUAUUAAGUAAUCUCAAACUGUAUUGUAUUAAAAAGAAAUUGUGAGUGAAUGAUCAAUUUGUAUCAUCUUAAGAUAUGAACUAAACUGAUGUUUAGGUAAACUUGUGGCAAAUUUGUAAUUUUUAUUGUAAAAUAAAGAUAUAUAAGUCACUA
Messenger RNA from Spodoptera frugiperda (fall armyworm), 1366 nucleotides. RefSeq names its product U1 small nuclear ribonucleoprotein C (gene snRNP-U1-C). Gene Ontology annotation, molecular function: pre-mRNA 5'-splice site binding; zinc ion binding. The record is from RefSeq and is a predicted model, not a curated record. The transcript has a single exon. NCBI's taxonomy places the organism in Eukaryota, Metazoa, Arthropoda, Insecta, Lepidoptera, Noctuidae. Gene Ontology annotation, biological process: mRNA splicing, via spliceosome; spliceosomal snRNP assembly; mRNA 5'-splice site recognition. Gene Ontology annotation, cellular component: nucleus; U1 snRNP. The coding region runs from base 136 to 627 and encodes 163 amino acids.